GCUUGCUGAGAACUUCACAUUGCAAACAGUUUUACUCUUUAGUAUCAAUAAGAGGUUGCAAGAGUUCCUUCCUCCAAUCUUCUUUUAAACAUUCUAUCAAUCACUUGGCUGUGGUGAGUGACCAACAGAUUAGUUGAUCCAACAUGGCUACUGAUGAGAGAGCAGGAGCAGAAAUUGUUCGCGGAAAGGAAGCCUGCGAUAAAUAUUCUGUAGAGCUGAUGAAAGAGUUGGGAUUCCCUAGUGGUGUUCUUCCCACAGGAGAGUUAGAAGAAUGCGGGAGAGUGAGAGCCACUGGCUUCGUGUGGUGGAAAUGCAAGGCUGCAUAUGAGCACUUCAAUGUUGUAACCAACACCAAGAACAGCUAUGCCGCCGAGACCACAGCGUAUGUUGAGAAGGGAAGGAUGAAGAAGAUGACGGGCGUGAAGAGCAAGCAGCUUAUGCUGUGGGUUCCCAUCGUGGAGAUGCACAUUGAUGGAAACAAGAUUACCUUCAAGACACCCAUGGGGGUCGGCAAGUCCUUCCCUCUCACCUCUUUCAUGAACGAAGAAGAAAAGAAGGAGUAUCUCCAACAAAACUAAUCAGUACUAAUCACUAGACAUUCCCCGGUGGCAUGAUCCAUCAUCCUCAACUCGAUCUAGCUAUUAUUACUCUUAUGUAUUAUCGAUGCAAUUUACUUGAAUACUUAUUUAUUUCCCUUAGUUUCCUUUCAUCAUCACUUAAUCAAUUAAUAAGAAUUGGACUACUA
Molecule: messenger RNA, 745 nt
Organism: Macadamia integrifolia
Lineage: Eukaryota; Viridiplantae; Streptophyta; Magnoliopsida; Proteales; Proteaceae
Exons: 1
Coding region: 144-578 (144 amino acids)
Source: RefSeq, a predicted model, not a curated record